Drosophila yakuba is the source of this 1821-nucleotide messenger RNA. RefSeq lists its product as uncharacterized. Bases 1193 to 1783 code for a protein of 196 amino acids. The transcript has 3 exons. Lineage: Eukaryota; Metazoa; Arthropoda; Insecta; Diptera; Drosophilidae. The record is from RefSeq and is a predicted model, not a curated record.
GUGGCGAAGGACAUGCGGAGAGGACCUGGCCAAAAGCGGCGGGUUGACGGUUGGGUGGUUCAGGUAGUUUCAGUACGUUUCAGUACGUUUCUGGUGGGCUGAGGUGGUUCAGGCCAAGCCGUGUGUGUAAACGUAAACAGCUCGGGCAGCCCUGGCUCCGUUGUUUGCCUUAUAAAUACGCACGCUCUACUUUAAACAAAAGCGGAGUCGCCCAUUCCGGAUCCCUAUCCCAUCCACCCACGUACACGUGCCCGUCCUGCCGCCGUCCUCAGUGUUGUGCGUCAGUGUGUGCAAAACAAAUUUAAACUUUACACCCAAAGUUGAUUUUUAUGAGCGAAACUUUAAAUAAUGGAAUUAUCUGACAAGACAAGAAGUUGCCAAGAGACGAGGCCAAGGAAAAGCCACGGAAGACCAGGACCAGGACCAGGCCAAAGUGCUCAGCCCCCUAAGCGAUAAUGAAAGAACGAGCUAACUGAUUGGGCCAAUAUAAAGUUUGCAGUCGCUUCGAAACCAAUCAAUGGUGUAAUUUAUGCCGCUAUUUUCUCCAAGCCCCUUGCAUCCACCAGCCCCAUCGCACAUCAGCAUACCAAAAACCGAACCAGGCCACCAUCUCCCCCACUUCGGCCCGUUAUUAAAUAUUUAUUUACACUUCAGCUACAAUAAUUCAUUGAUGCAUCGAGCGCCUGGCACGACACGCUUUCUCUUUUCACCGCCUCCGACUGGUUGGGGUCGCUCCAGAACUGAGCUGAACAGGUUGGGUCGCUGGCGGGCACGACCCGGCAACGUAAACGUCAGGACUAACCUUUGCCCGAUGUCCUUCAAAGGCGCCGUCGCUGUGAAAGCAACAGCUGUGCGCUCUCUCUCUCUCUCUCUUCAUCUCUCUCUCAGCCAGCGAGCUUCGUCCUGCGAAGCUUCCUUGGAUGUCUCACUUCCAGUUUCGAACUUGGCCAAAGCCCUCUUAUCAAAGCUUUCGAUAUAGGCGGAUUGAAAGGCGGCUCAAGCGAGGGCCAUUCGAAAGUUUGCCAGUUGCCUUGAGUCAUUUACCACAAGCCAAACACUCUUUUAUAGUCACAAACAUUCCUACCCUUUCGUCACUGAUAAGAAACCUACUUAUAAAGCGUCGGAAAAGCGGUCCUAUAAAAAGCGAAAAACAUUAUAGAAAACUUCAGUACGACUUCAACUGCUGAUCAAAAUGCGUUUUUCCUUACUAGCUGCUUUGACUUUGGCUCUUGUGGGCUUAACCAGAGGAUCGGCGACUGAAGCAGACAAACAAAAAUUCUGCGGCUUCCUUAAAGAAGUGGAGACUAAACGAAUGUUUUUGUCAAACUCUUUAGCACGAAAAGCUAUACACGUCGGUGUAGAAGUUUCGGAAAUGCUAGACCGCAGUUCAAGCUUUAGAGAGUUCAUAAAGGACAAACGUCACAUAGCUUACUCAGAUCCCAUAAGCCAAAUCAAGUUUCUUUUGCGUUUUCGUUGCAACUACAAGAAAAUGAUCCUAUGCAAUAGGAAAUAUAACAGCAAUCCCGAAUACAGAAGUAUCUACAACGCUUACAAAUCGGAAAGCAAUGCAGUGAUUGCGGAAUUCGAUCGAAAAAUGGAGCGAGAUGCUAACCAGAUGCUGAGCCAAAUGCGAAGCGCAUCAGUCUCAACCAAAGAUGCAUUUGAUGACCAUAUCAGAUCUUAUUUAGAUCGUAAAGGAAUAGUUUCCCACUGCAUGAUGGAUCGCUUUUUGGAAAGAGCGAAGGCCGAGUACGAAUGUACUUACGAGAUGUACUAUCUUUAAUGUUAAAAUAAAUAUAUUUUUUGUUAAAUAACAUAAAA